AUGCUACCGUUGCCGUGGUGGAUUCUCGGAACGGGCCCCGAAGAGGAUUCCGACAACGAAGCCGACACUUUGGACGAUGAUUCUGAGCAUUCCGAAGAAGUGGGAGAGUCGGCUCCAUCAACUCCAUAUUCCAUAUUUCGUACACCGUCAUCGAUGCCGUUCACCGAUACUCGCGAUGAAUUGCCAAAAGUUGUUAAUCUUUCAACUUUCAUGAGUGUUGCUAAAAGACGUUCUUCUUCGAAAUUCGAGAUUCCAACAUCUCCGAAAGUUCGUAAAACCGAAAAGCGGAAUAGUCUUGUUAGAAACGAAACAGAGAUCAUGAACAAAACUAUGGAUGCAGAAGGUUUUGGAGACUUCAAUCAGACUAUCGGAAUGCCAUUUGUCACCGAAAGAAUACUAUUAGGAAGCCCAAUGCCACUGGGUGAUACUUUGAAUGAAACAUUCAAUCUGGAUUACGUUGAUGGUCCAAACGAAGAAAGAAGUUCGGAAGAAUCGCCAGUAAGAGAUCAACAUCUGCGAAUGUUUCUUGAUUCUUUCAAUGAAACCACUGUACUUUUCAACGAUACAAUGACCGGGGAUGUCAAUUUGAAUGAGAAAAAUGAAGCGGUUGGAGAUUGGGUCUUCAAAAAUAGCAAAUUCCUUCAUGAGGAGCCGACUGACGCAGAAGUUGCUCUCGAACCUGUUGAGGAUAAUGCUUUCAAAGAGCCUGGACAGCCAAAGAAGAAACGUGGAAGAAAGCCGAAAGUAUCUCCAGUCGAAACUGAGAUUUCCAUGACUGCUCCACGUACUCCUCGACCAAGAGCGAUAGAAGCGAAGGCUCACAUGGAAUGUACUUCUGUUGCCCCCCCUAAAGGGGGGCAACAGAAGUACAUUCCAUGUCAGGAAAACGAGCACGAGAAGGUGAAGCCACAGCAGGAGGAGAAAGGGACAAAACGAGAACCAAAACAAGAGUUCGAGCUAAAAGAUGACGGAAAGGACAAGACAGACGCUGAGCCAUCAACAUCCACUCCAUCAAGAGCUCCAUCGUUGACAAGAAGACACACACCAUCGAGAAAAAUGGACGAAAAUUUACAUUUUGUUCAGAGGGAUGAGAAUCUUAUCUUAGCUGCAGCUCUUGCGUUCACUUUGGAGUUAUUCGAACCAAAGAAAGAGGAACAUCAAAUUUUUGAGCAGAAACCUCCCUCCAUUUCAUUAGCGGAACCAGCUCAAGAUUAUUCCGACGAAUACCAACCACAAUGCGAUCGGCUACAGACCGACGAUUAUUCGGAACCUAUCAACACUCGUCCCGAAGUCAGUUUUUAUUGUGAUGACUUUGUGGAAGAAAUCACUGCUUCUGAUAUGGCGGCGCUCGAACCUUAUGAGAUGACAGCGCUAAGCAAACCUUCCAAGCCCAAAAACGAUCCGAUAACUCGGAAAACUAUGAAGAGAACGACUACCGACUUCAUUCCAGAGCCGAAAAGAUAUUCGUCUCGACAAGUAUUUUUGAGGCUCGCACGCGAGGAAGCUGAGAAGAAUAGGACAAGUAUUCCAACAGUAAAUAAACGGAAGACCACGUAUAAGAAAAAGAAACCAAAUCCGAAUUCGAAAUCAACAAAUCGGGAAACUCCAAAGGAGCGCAAGAAAAGAGAACAGGAAGCAAGAACUGAACUAGCGAAGCACCGAAAAGAACGACAAAUAAUUGAGAAGGCAACAACAGCCACUGUUCGAGCUUUUGGAUAUGUUGCGAGUUUGAAAUCGAAAACUGGGAAGAAAAAUCUCUCUUCGUGGCAGAACUGGCAUGUGAUCACUGUUCAAUUUCUUCGAGAGCUAAACGACAAUCCGCGGAAUACAUAUCGAAAGUCUCAAUUCCACAUCUAUCUUGUUAAUAGUAUUACUGUAAUGGAGAAAACAAUGGCUUCAGCUAGACCGAGACCCCCAGAAAUACACAAUCUGAUGAUGCAGUUUGUCGUAGAUUUCACAAAAGUUUGGGAUAUUGCGAACCAAUUAGGUGUGAAGCAAGUCAUUGGAGAAAUGGGUAGACUGCUGGAGAAUGUGCUUGGGUUCCAUCUUGCCUCUCCCACACGGAUGAACCCGACAAAUCUUCCAUGGAUUCAGACGAAAACAAUUCUUGAACUUAUGCUGUCGAUUGUGAUUCGAGUGGAAGUAGCAUACGAUGUCCUCAUUCUGUUGAACAGAAUUCACCAUUGCUUCACUCUCUUCUCGACGUUCUCUCUCGCCGUUUGUCACAACUAUGCGAGCAACAAAAAUUCACCGAACAAGGGAUUGAAGAAAGAGUUUGGAUUCGAGUUCUCAAAUGAUUUCGAGUUCGAACCGAGUGAAAAAGCGAAAAAUGAGUUGAAGAAGUCGACGAAACAAGAAAUAAUCACUUCGGCUGCCACGAAAGCUGUUCAUUUGACAGAGAAGUUAUUCAAUGAUACGGAGAGAUUGAUGAGUGACAAGUUUGAUGAUCAAUACGUGAAAUAUCUCUCAUUCUCAGCAAUUUCUUCCAGUGUUGCCACUCAAAUGAUUUCAGACCAGUCUCCAAAAAGUCUGAAGAAUAUGGUGCAGUUUUUGCCAACUGAGAAUACGAAAAUGAAUGAAAUUUGUCCGAUAAAUCAGAUUGAAGAAUGUGUGAUUGGAAAGUACAGAUCAUACACUGGCCACUGCAACAAUGUGAAAAACCCAUUGAAUGGAGCAUCAUACGAAAGACUGAAACGAUUCUUGCCAGCUGAUUAUGCAGACGGAAUUUCCACACCACGUGCCAGUAAAUCCGGUCAACCCCUUCCAUCAUCUCGUGCUCUCUCUUCCCUUUUCACUCCUUCUCCAUCCGGACAUGCCACGUGUUCUCUUCUCAUUGCACCAUUCCUUUCGUUCCUUUACGACGACAUGGUUCAUGUUCCGAGUAAUCGAAUCUUCAAGCGUGGUCCAGCUGGUCCAGGUUGUCCUGGUGGUCCUGGUCUUCCUGGUGCUCCAGCUCUUCCAGCUGGUCCAACUUCUGUCUUGUAUGUUCCUGGCUCUCCUGGUGGUCCUGGACGUCCUGGUUGUCCUGGGGCUCCUGGAAUUCCGGGUGGUCCACGUGGGGCUCCUGGUGGUCCGUCUGGUCCUGGUUGUCCUGGUGGUCCAGCAUCUCCUGGUGGAGCCUCGCAUGGGCAUUGUGGUGGGAACAGAGAGUGCGGGUCUGGUCCUGGUGGAGCUGGUGGUCCUGGUGGUCCGAUCUCUCCUGGAGUUCCAUCAACUCCAUCAACUCCGUCACGUCCACCAUCUCCAGCUGGUCCUGGUGGUCCACGAUGA
Molecule: messenger RNA, 3270 nt
Organism: Caenorhabditis remanei
Lineage: Eukaryota; Metazoa; Nematoda; Chromadorea; Rhabditida; Rhabditidae
Exons: 21
Coding region: 1-3270 (1089 amino acids)
Biological process (GO): response to oxidative stress
Molecular function (GO): heme binding; peroxidase activity
Source: RefSeq, a predicted model, not a curated record